UGGAUCAGGUACUGCUGCCACAGUGUGGAAGGUGAGCUUGGCACUUGCAAGUUGGAAUGGGAUCAGAUUGUGCCGGAUGAUUCUGAUUCUUUACGUCGUCCACGGUAUACCAGUGACAGUUCGGAAAAAGUUUUCCAUUUCAAAUAGGUGCGCGACUCAGUUGAAAAAAUGUCCCGCGUCAAAAUUUUCCCCAUUUUGUGCUUCAUCGCGCUUAUGAAGGUCGUGAUGAUCAGCGGGGAAGAGUUGAAAUGCAGCAGCAAUCUGGACUGCCCCAAAGGCACAUAUUGCUAUAAGGAAAGUGCACUUUACAAAUGUGCACUGUGCUCAAACUGCAUACGCUUUUUUAGGAAAAAUUCUACAAUUGAUGACUGCCCUCAAAAGCCAGAACAAUGUGGUGAAUGCAUUGCUGGCUAUCAUUCACCAAAGCUAGUAGACGGAUCAGAACCAAGCACUUGUAUAUUAAUCAAUGCAGAAAUAUUACAACCGAUGGGAUACACCAACCAGAAAUCAUUACCUCCAAAUGUAUCAACAGGGAAAGGUUUUGUAAAUCUACAUUUAUGGGUAGCUAUUUUUGGCGUUACUUCUAUAGUUGCUUUAGCAGUAGCAGCGUACUAUGCGAGGAGAAAGUGUAACAGAUGUAAUACCAAGGGAUCGAAUGAAAUAAUCAGUGAACCGGAUAGAUAUUGCAUUUCACCAAGUGCACCUCCUCCUCCGUAUCAAAACGCACCUGAACUCACUAACCACAGAAUUGAACAUGAAACUAAGCCUAUUCGAUCUACUCUUCCGUUUAGCAGUGAUAUAGAAAUCAACACUACUGGAGGUGUGAGGCAUCAGAUUGAUUGUGAAUUCGACAAGAGACAAAAGGCCAAUUGUUAUAAAUUCCCAUAUUAUGUCAAUGAAGGAUCAUUGGCACCUGAACAAGGGGAACAGACAAUGGCUGUUCCUCGAGAGGAAGAACACUUACCGGAAACCUUUGAUGACACCACUCAACCUAGUACAUGGCGACCUGUUGCCGAUUGUAGGCACCUAAACAAGGCGAGGAGAAAAGAAUAUUAUUGGGGAGAAUUAAACACUAAAAUUUUAUCUACAGACAUAAGUGAUGAAAAUGAACAACUGGAAGAGAGCGAAAACCCAGCAGGAAAUUCUGGUUGUGAAGAAAGACAGUUUGCCAUGUUCUCUGCAGAACGUUCUAAUUUCUCAUCUUCACCUGAAACGACUAGCACAUCUAAUAUUAUCACGAAUUUCAGCAGGCCUACAUAUAAAAAACACAGGACAGCCAAUUCAGAAAUUAAUGGUUUCAAUUUGAAUAUUUGCAUAAAUAAUGCUAACGCCAAUGUAAACGAGAACAACAAUAAUAUUUAAGAUAAUUUUGUUACCCAAGCUUAAUGAUUGGUUGUUGUUGUACAAAGGUAACUUUGUACAAGAACCUUUCUUUUUUGUAAGUGAUAUGUUUUUAAAUGAUUAACAUUUAAAAAUGAACGUUUUCAUACAUUGAUGCGAAUAAAUAUAUGUCUGGACAGUAUUUUAUGGUUAAGAACCAAUGGAUGGCUUUAACCCUGAUAACCCAAAAUAUUUUAGUCAUUUAAUUUUUAAUUUGAUAAAUAAUUUGUGUUCAAUUUUUACUUAUAUGAAAGUAGUGAUAAAUUCUGAUAGAACUAAACCUAGACCUGGAAGUCCAGUAAAAAAAAAAAAGUAUAAUUUAGAGUAAUCUGAAAAAUUUGCCAUGAAAUUUUAAAGAUUAUGGUUAUUACCUCAUAUUUUCAAUACUGAUUUUUUGUUUAGGAUAGUGUUAUAAAGAAUGUCACAAGUCAGUUUCAAUGUGUUCAUUAUACCAGUAAUUGGCAUAUUUAUGUGUCAGUUACUCAUUACCAUUAAACCAAUUAUAGUCUUAUUUCAUAAUUUUAAAAAAAUGUAUUGUUAAAAGGUUUUGCUCUUUAAAUUUAUAUUUGUUUUUAUUUUUAUAUAUUUUUUUAAAAAUCCUAUUAGUUUAAUCUUUUUGAGUGAAUAUAUGAAAACUGAUGAUAAUUGUCAAUUGUUAUUUCAGCUAUAAUCCUUACUAAAUUUUCAUAUUCAUUUUUGAAAUGUUUGUUCUUUCAUUGUUUUAUGUCAA
This is a messenger RNA of Cimex lectularius (bed bug), 2110 nucleotides long. RefSeq lists its product as uncharacterized. The transcript is spliced from 12 exons. The record is from RefSeq and is a predicted model, not a curated record. Lineage: Eukaryota; Metazoa; Arthropoda; Insecta; Hemiptera; Cimicidae. Bases 169 to 1362 code for a protein of 397 amino acids.